Molecule: messenger RNA, 1011 nt
Organism: Malus domestica (apple)
Lineage: Eukaryota; Viridiplantae; Streptophyta; Magnoliopsida; Rosales; Rosaceae
Cellular component (GO): signal peptidase complex; membrane
Molecular function (GO): serine-type endopeptidase activity
Source: RefSeq, a predicted model, not a curated record
UAUGGAUACGAAGAAACGGCCCUUUUAGCCCGGUCUAGUUGCAGUAGCUCUCUCAGACAAGCAAAAUUGACAAGACGGCGACGAAGGGGGUAAAAGGCAAAAGAGAGAGAAGGAAUGGGUUGGAUCGGUGAGAGCGUAGACUCCAUCAAAUCCCUGCAGAUUCGGCAGGUCCUCACUCAGGCCGUCAGUCUCGGUAUGAUUGUCACAUCUGCGCUUAUAAUAUGGAAGGCGUUAAUGUGUGUUACCGGCAGUGAGUCUCCUGUUGUUGUUGUUUUGUCUGGAAGUAUGGAACCUGGUUUCAAGAGGGGGGACAUUUUGUUUUUGCACAUGAGUAAAGAACCCAUUCGUGCAGGAGAAAUUGUUGUUUUUAAUAUUGAUGGCCGUGAAAUUCCAAUUGUCCAUCGUGUCAUUAAGGUUCAUGAACGAAAAGAUACUGGAGAAGUUGAUGUCCUAACAAAAGGAGAUAACAAUUAUGGGGACGACAGGCUUCUUUAUGCUCACGGUCAGCUGUGGCUACAACGGCAUCAGAUCAUGGGCAGAGCUGUAGGGUUUUUACCUUAUGUUGGGUGGGUGACAAUUAUCAUGACUGAAAAGCCUAUUAUUAAGUAUAUUCUAAUUGGCGCGUUGGGGUUGCUUGUUAUAACAUCAAAGGACUAAAUGAAGCAAAAUCCCGGGGUGGUCGAUCUUCAAAAGAACCGUUCGUCGCUGCCAGAAGCUCUGAUCCUCCCCUCGAAUCUGCUAAAGUUCUUAACCGUAUAAGACACUUUUACAUGAUAUAUUGCAGCAGAAUAGUUGGUUAAUGUUAUUAACUUCCAUUUGAAUUUUCUCCUUUGCUAAACUAAAAUUUGGCUUUAAGUAAAAUUUCGGUAACAUUUUAGCACCAUCAAGUGAUGUAACUAAUCCACAAUGUUUACAAGUCCACCAUCCGUUUACGUUAUAACACAUGAAUUUGUAUGUUCCAAUUUUCCAAUGCCACAUUGAAAGUAUUUUAAAACAUGUACUUGACUAUCG